This is a messenger RNA of Xenopus tropicalis (tropical clawed frog), 7286 nucleotides long. RefSeq names its product neurotrimin (gene ntm). The transcript has 10 exons. Gene Ontology annotation, cellular component: plasma membrane. Bases 167 to 1291 code for a protein of 374 amino acids. The record is from RefSeq and is a predicted model, not a curated record. NCBI's taxonomy places the organism in Eukaryota, Metazoa, Chordata, Amphibia, Anura, Pipidae.
AGCUGUGCUAAUCAGACACAAGUCAGGUUAGACCAGUGUUGCUGCUCUUCUCCUGAAUCCCCUGCUGGAUUAAACACAACCUCCUCAGCCCCGUCGGAGCUGGGAUCAGUGCUCCCGCCGCUGUCUCUUCUAGGAGCUCUUGUGUGCCACACUCACUACUGUCGAGAUGGACAUGCAGCUGCAGGCAAGGAUGCUGCACUCAGUUCCUUGGGUUAUCUUCAGUGGGAUGGCUGUUCUUUGCCUCCUGCAAGGAGUGCCGGUGCGCAGCGGGGAUGCCGGGUUCCCAAAAGCCAUGGACAACGUGACGGUUCGACAAGGGGACAGCGCCAUCCUCAGGUGCACAGUAGACAACAGAGUGACAAGAGUAGCCUGGCUAAAUCGUAGCACCAUCUUAUACACUGGCAAUGACAAGUGGUCGAUAGACCCCCGUGUGGUGCUUCUGGCCAACACAAAGAGCCAGUACAGCAUUGAGAUCCAGAAUGUGGACAUUUAUGAUGAGGGACCCUACACCUGCUCUGUGCAAACAGACAAUCACCCCAAAACGUCUCGUGUACAUCUCAUUGUGCAAGUGCCCCCUCGAAUUGUUGAUAUUUCUUCAAGUAUUGCUGUUAACGAAGGCAGUAAUGUCAGCCUGAUUUGCAUUGCAAAUGGGAGACCUGAACCUGUAGUUAACUGGAGAUACCUGUCCCCUAAAGCGCGGGGUUUUGUAAGUGAAGAUGAGUACCUGGAAAUCACAGGCAUCACAAGGGAACAGUCUGGAAUAUAUGAAUGCAGCGCAUCUAAUGAUGUCUCAGCUCCAGAUGUCCGAAGGGUUAAAUUAACAGUUAAUUACCCACCAUACAUUCUGGAUGCACAGAACAUUGGGGCUCCCCUGGGCCAUCGAGGUAUUUUGCAAUGUGAAGCCUCUGCUGUACCUGCUGCCGACUUCUUCUGGUACAAGGAAGACAAAAGGCUGAGUGAUUCGUGGAGGGGGGUCAAAGUGGAAAACCGAGAGACCAUUUCACGUGUUACAUUCCUCAACGUUUCAGAACAGGACUAUGGAAACUACACGUGUAUGGCAAAGAAUCUACUUGGGCACAGCAAUGCCAGUAUUAUUCUGUUCGAAUUAUUCCAGUCCACCAGCUCACCCUUACUGCAAGAAGAGUCCACAGCGGCCUUGACCCCCCUUAAAGGACCUGGAGCAGUUCAUGAUGGGAAUAGUGGUUCAACUCAGUGCUCCUUCUGUGCUCCCCUGCUUAUUCUUCUUCUCCUGCUUCCUUUCUCUCUUCUGCUUCCCCCUGCUCAGUUUUGACACAUGUAAAGAGUCACGAAUGAUCCUCAGGGGAGGACAACAAAGAAACAACAACAAGUCUAAAGUCAAUAAAUAAUAUGAAGAAUUUAAAAAAUCUGAUGUUGCAAAAUAUAUGGAGAAAAAAAGAUUUAAAAAAAAUUGUUUAAAGUGGGAGAAUUAAAUCAGAAAACACCAACUGCACCUUCUGUCUGAAGGGACUGAUGCAGGAAAAGGCCAGAGGCAGAGCUGAGAACUGUGCUGCACCAGUUGACAUGCCAAAAACUGGCAACCAUGAAAAACAUGUGACUUUGUCCUUUACAUCAAAGAGCAUCCUGAACAGACCAUGACUCACCCCCAUCAAAAACCAUGGAGUUUACUGCUUCAUCUAAUCACCCAAGCUUUAUAUCCCUUUCACUGAUGGGUGGGGGUAGCCGACAUAGUAUUGCUCAACCUUUUUCAUGAUCAAGAUGCCUGCAGAGGAUAGCUCAACCUUACACAUUUGCUGAAAGAUCCAGCAGAGCAAUACUUAACCUUUCCCUGUUUAUGAGAGAGAUGUACAUCAGGAUAUCUUUCUCUUCAGCAAGAUAAGGGUUAAUGGAGCUACAACCAGCAGGUUUCUUUCAUAGGAAAAGGAUUGCAUUUCUUUUGCUGGAUUGUGUUGGUUGUCAGCGUGGAAUGUGUGCUGUAAUGUAGAAUGCUGUACUUGAAAUAAUGUGUCUAAGAUGGAUGAUUUUCUUCAUAAAGUAUAUAAGUUGGAAGUGGUACAACAUAAACAAUUUCAGUGAGAAAUGUGUACAUAAUUCUGAUCUGGUAUGACAUGUGCAUCAUAUAUUGAGUUAAAUACAGAAAAUAAUUUUCUCCUCUUAGCUGUCCUUCAUGUAAUUAAUCCCAUUUUAACAGCCAGGCAUAUUGAUGUGAAUAAAUGUAUAGUAAAACAAAUUCUACUAAAGAAUGAAUCCAGUUCUACUCGGCACAAACUAUAGUAGGGCUUGGCUGUGUAGGUUGAAGAGGUUGAACGCAUUGCAUUUGAUGGGAAAUAAUAACAAUAUGGCCUUAAACUUCUGCAAAUAAGCACACGAAGCAGGUAUUGGAACGCACAGGUUAAUGAAUUGGUAUGUAUAUCACAAAUAAAUGCAGGGAAUAAUCCCCUUUGGAAUAAAUUUAAAAAUUGUCUAAGAUAUGUAGUCUGCAACUUGACUGAAAUAUGAAUACUAGGUUUGACCAACAGAUUCUUAAAAUAAAAUAUUGCUUGUUUUACAGUUAACAGGAACAUUACAUACAAGUAGUUAAUGCAUAAUAGAACAAGCCAAGUAGCUUUGGAUCAAAUGGCUAUAAGUAAAACACCAGUAUCCAAAAUGAGUGCACCUGUUUGAUUAUGCACAAAAUAUCAACAUUAAUGUUUUAUUUAAUUUUUUUUGCAUAUGAGUUAGAGGAAGAGCCAGCAGACCAAAAGUGAUUGUUAGUGGUAUUUGCUAGUCACCAAACAGUGUGUGUGCGCUAUGCAUCACAUUAUGUUCUACAUCAGUUCUAUUGACCCUCUAAGACACAGAGCAAUGUAUAUAGCCGAAAUAUGACAUAUUGGCGAAUUGAUAAGGACUGAUAUAGGAGAGGUUUCUUAUAUGCCACUACAUCCCUUUUUAAGUCACCAUUAUUGGUUUAACCACACACAAGCAACAUUUACUAAGGUCCUAUACACUGGAGAGUACCUGCAUUCACCAAGAUGCAAACAUGGGCAGGUUUAGGUAGAGAUAUAUAUAGAUAUAUGAAGAAAGGAGACCAGCAACACCGAGAAUUCACUUUUCACUGUGUAUUAAAAGUGUAUGUACAACCGACGUGAUGUUGUGGUCCCCAAUGGAACCAAAAUGUCACAUCUGUUGCAUCUGCACUUUUGCUUGCCUUCUUUCUUUAUAUAUAUAUAUUAUAUAUAUAUAUAUAUAUAUAUAUAUAUAUAUAUAUAUAUAUAUAUAUAUAAAAUGUUUAUAUAUUUUCCUCUCUUAGCCAGCAAGGCAGUACUGUACUGCUAGAUCACAAUAUUGACAAAUCAUUUUUGCACACCCCUGAUAAAAAAUUGGUCACAUGGGUGUUGGUUGAGCAUGAUAGCAGUGUGGAUCUGCUAUAAUUUGUCCUGUUCGGUAUCUUUGUUUGCCAGACUUGUAACAACAGUAAAGAGUAUGGGACUGAUUUGAUUUAGUGGUCUAGAAUGCAAUAUGCAGAUGGUUGGAAAAUAUUUAAGUACUCCAGGGCUGCAGGUCAUAUUAAAGGCACCUGCCAACCAGACUUAAAAAGCUCUAUAAUAAAAGUUCUUUUCAAAUUAAACAUAAAACCAAAUUCAUGUGUAUCGGCAUCAAGUACCCCAUUCUUGCACAUAAACAAGAUUUUGGGUUAAUGCAAAUCUUGUCUUAAUAACAAUAAUAACAAAAUAUUUGCUAUGAUUGUGAAUUCCAAGACUGAGGGAAAUAAGAUUUAUAUCAUUUAUAUAGUGUAAGUAAAGUUUAUUUUGCCUGACUAGCACAAUAGAAAAGAAUGUGGAAUUAUUUCUUUGAGUGUCAGGUCCCCUUUAAGUGCUACAGACCCCAAGGCAGACAGCUCUGUUCUAGACAUGCAGAAUAGCGGAGACUGCACUUAACACCAUUCAUGUUGCACAACAACAUUGUCAACAUAUUAAUGUUACACAUCCUUAGUGGGGUCCCUUCGUCUGAAAUCAAUCCAAGGGAAUAGGCAGAGUAGGAAGCACAAAUAAAAACAAAUUUCUGGAUAUAUUUUCAGCUGGUCAGCUUCUUUUUUUCAAAAGGCAACAGGAGACUACCUUGCUGUAUUGUUGCUAUAAUCGGUAUCCUUUUAGGUAUGGUUUACCAAAAACUGUUACAGCCAUUAAUUCUAAUUUAUGUACUUUUGAUCUUAAACCCACUUCUCUACACAAUUAUUUGUAAUAAUUCUAUGUUUCCCAUGGUAUGUCUAAAUUAGUCAAGGCAAAACAUACUUAAAAACUAGAAAAAUUUCACAUAUGUUGAUGUUACCACUACAUGUUGAUAUUACAUUACUAGGCUUAAUCUGAAGCUGUCAGUACCAAGGGAAAGGUACUGUAGAUACUGACACAAGCAACUUUAAUCUUGGGACCUUUUUGGUAGAGUGUAUGAUAAAAAGAAUUGUAUAGUCAAUGCUAUUUAUUAACUGGUGCCCUGUAUAUUUUGUGUGUAUGUAUGUAAAAUGAUACAUAUUAUGACUCUUGAAAUUAAUCAUUACUAAUAGGUAAGACAUUUUUUUUAAAAAUGUAUAAUAGUGUGUGCAUAUCUCACUGAAAUUUCAAGUGCAUGCUAUUUCCUACCUGUUGUUUCAGAAAUCUGUUACCCCAAUUUGCUGCCAGAGGCAUUUGCGAGGGAAGAAAUAUGUUUAUGUAUAGGGGAAUAAUUCUGGUAUGUCUUAAUAUGACUCUUGUUCAGAAUUAUGUUUUUUUGCUGAACAUUUUGCACCAUUUCUUUAAGUCCAAUUUAAACCUUACAUGAAAGGCUAAUGUCCUCCUAUACAAAACACAGUCAAAUAGAAUAUUAUUCAGUAAGACAUUGUGCCAAUGUGACUGGUGAGUGGUUUCAGAUAUAGCAUAAGGAUGCCCACCAUAAUAAAAAUUAGAAAGAUACUUGUUGCACAUAGUUGAUACAUAGUCGUGUGCCUACAUAUAUGGUUCCUUUCCUAAAAGCAGCAAGGAAUGCAGAGCAAGCAUCUCUUUAUAUUUCAGCCUAUGUCUUUACCAAUGCCACUUCGACUUUGUAUGCAUAUUAUGUUUGUAAGUGAACUCUAAAAUGUUUUACUUUGAUAGAUAAGAUAUAAUAUUGUAGCAAUUCUGCAUAUACUAAUGGCACGGUGCUAUUUAGAUCUUUUUUUUCACACAUUAUUCCACCUGCCAUGUGUUAUAAUCUACACAUAGGAACAUUUUAGGUAGACAUAUACAGAAGGAAUCUGGAGUACAAUUCUUUACUUUCAGCCAUUGCAUUGGUAUUCUUUGUUGGUACUCCCAUAUUUCAUACCUAAAUCUAACUGUAAUGUUCAAGGCAGAAAUGUUGCAGUUGUCUUUACUUUAAUGAGAAGGUUAUAAUAUGUAUCCAAAGCAAGAAUUCAGCAUCACAUGACCUUGCCUUUUACAAACAGUUUAUUUAAGACUGUAAAAGAAUAUGAACUAGUAAAAUAGUGUGAGUGGCUACUGCUGUCAUUUAAAAUAUGGGAAUAGGUGUUGCAGUGCUUCUAAUAGAGGUGUAAGUGAAUGAUACAGCAAAUUAAGAUGCAAAAUAACAAUUUACACUUCCAUUCUCCAGCGAUGUUGUUUACAAUUGCCUGUUAACUAUAUAGUGGACACAUUUUUUAAUUCCCAUUGAACUUUUUAUUUUAGUUCUAGUAAUGAAUAGUCUCCUAUAUUUUUAAAGCAGCAGAAUAAUGAUACUUUGCAGGCACUAGCCAGAGAAUCUUACACAACCGAUAUAACAUUGACCCCUUUAAUUGGUAACUUGUAGAUUGUUUCCUGUGUUUCCUGUUGACUCUACAUAAUUUAGAGUGGCCCUAUUUAUCUCCUCAAUUGUGACUCUGUUAUGAAACACUUGCACAUUAAUGGCUUUUAUUGAUAUUGGUGAGAAUAUAACAAAGUGCUCAUAUGGGAGUAUUCCUCUUCUCACAAAUUUUCUUCAUACUCAGCUAUGUUCCCUGCCCUGUAUUUAUUAACUGACCCACUCAGAGUGGUUUAAAAUAAAAAAAUAACUGUGUGACAACCAUCCCAAUAUUCUCUAGUAAGCCUUUGUCAGCGGCUCCCAACUCCAGUAAUCAAGGACUAACUAGUCUUUAUAUCUAGAUUGUACGCUCUUUGGGGCAGGGUUUCCUUAUUACAUUAUGUCAUCAUCUGUUGGCUGCUCUUCUCUUGUUGUUUGUUAAUGUAUUAUAUUUUCCCUAUAUUUGUAAUAUUGUAAAGAGCUUCAUACACUAUUAACAAAAUAUAAAUAAAAUAAAACAUACAUACAUAUUAUUGCUUGAGUGUAGGUGCAUCGAUAAUGUGCUAUGUUGUCAACAUGUCGGCUUAAUGCUGGUCUUAUUGCUUAGCCUGAUAAUGGCAUAAUGGUCUUUGAGGACUGGAGUUGGGAAUCACUUGUUUCCAUGGCCAAAAUGUGUUCAAAUUAUGUAAAAGAAACACCUGCUGUUAGACAAAAAGCAAUAGUUCUUGAAAAUUUUUUGGCAUAGCCUCUGUAUAAUAAGUUGUUUAUUAUCUAUAAAAAGUAUCAUUCUGUAGCUGGGAACAGGAGGGGUUUAAUUAUAAAGAGGGCUUCUCAGUGGAUUGCUGAUUUGUUUAGCCUUUCUUAUUGGGACCAGGAAGUCUAGUUUAAUUCUAAAUUGUACAAAAAACAAAUAUUUCCUAAUUGAAACACUAGGCAAAAAGGAUGUUCAGCACAAGCCCCACUCAUUGAGCUUUUGUUUCAUAAUGGACAUUUUUGUAAUAUCAUCUGAGAAUGAUGGAACUAGUGGGUGUACUUUUUGUGGGAACAAAUGUUGGCUAUAGAAAGCCUUUUGUACUUAGAGCUUCUAAAUGGGAUAUCAGAUUAUUACACACAGCUGAAGACAGCAAUAUGAAAUGCAGAGGAAAUAUAAAUUUAAAUUGUCUAGUUACUUGUUCCAGUUUUGGAAGAGUCUUCCAGUCAAACUAUUUAUUAUAGCAAUCAGCAUACCAGGAUUCGCAUUUCUAGAAUAAACCAUUUCCCCCAUUCACUCUUAUGAAUGUUCUGAUUUACAACUUGUGGUUUUUACAAGAUCAAACUGAAUGGUCCGCUUUAUUGUAAGCACUGGUUCUCCUAUAUGGCUUUUUGGGAUUUGCAAUAAGAACUUCUAAGCUGGAUUCCUAAGGGGCAUAUUUAUUAUGCUGUGUAAAAACCAGCGAGAAAAUUCACCACACAUCGCCAGGCUUAGCUGUGUAAAAAUGGCGUAAAAUCGGUGUAAUUUUUUACGUAUUUUUUCUUCCGCCAGAACUUACGUAAAAUACCGGCGU